AUGACAGUCUCUGAGAAUCCUGAAACCGUGGAUAACUCCACUUUUAGCAAAUUCUAUUCCAUUUAUUCAAGGGAUGAUAGUUAUAACCUUUUAUGUUAUGAUAAUAAGGCUGGUUUUGAAAUUCACGCUGCUUGGCCUCAAGUUGUUGAAAAGAUGAAGGCUAUGAAGGAACAAAAUGAAGCUGAUAUUAAACAAUAUGGUUUUACUCAAGAUGAAUUAGAUUCAUCUUCAUUACCAAUUACUCAUGAAGGUUCUGUUAAAGUUUAUGAAUUUAAAAAAUUUGAUGAAACUUUUACUCGUGGUGUUAUCUUGAAAGAUUUUACUCCUUCUCAAACUGAAUUAGCAACUAUUGGUGGUCAUCAAUCAAAAUUUCAUGAUUGGUUUGCAAAAUUAAUUGUUCAAGAUUCAAGAGUUGAAGAUAGUGUUAAACCAACAAUUAUGGAUCCUGCUAAACAAAUGGCUAAUUUUGUUGCUGAUUUUUUUGCUGAACAUUUGAAAAACACUACAAAUAAUGAUGAAUGGAAUAAUGGUGGUCGUGAAUAUUUUGUUGAUAAAGUUCAUUAUUUCACUUCAAGAGGUGCUAAAAUUGAAUGUGUUUUACCAGCUUUCCCAUGUAAAUCUUCAAAUACUCAAAAAGUUGUUGGUGUUUUCCCUGAUAAAGGUGAAGAAUUAGCUUUGAGAAGAUUAAUUUUCACUGCUAGAGCUAUUGAACAAGUUUAUUCACCAGGUAUGAAAAUCUUUAUUGUUUCUGAUGGUCAUGUUUUCAGUGAUUGUAUUGGUGUUGAUGAUGAUGUUGUUGAUGCUUAUACUGAACGUUUAAAAUAUUUUUAUAAACAUGUUAAACUUAGUGAAAAUGCUGAUAAAGAUUAUAUUGGUUUUGUUUCAUUAAAAGAUUUGUUUUUCAAAGAAGAUGCUGAAGCUUUUAAUGAAGAAUUGAUUAAAGAUGUUCAAUUACCUCAUUACACUGGUUCCAAAAUUUGUGAAGAUGCUGAAUUAUCAAGAAGAUUAUUAAUUGCAGGUUGUGAUACUGAUGCUGGUAAAUUAAGAGAAGAUGUUAAUACUCCUGAUCAUCCAAGAUUACAUCUUUAUAGAGGUUUUAUGAGAUUUAUGUUGGAAGAUUUAGCUUUACAUCCAGUUUGUAAAAAAAUGUCUAAAAGAAAUUUUAAAAAAACUGUUAGUAGAGUUGCUUUUGAAAUGAUUAAAAGAAAUGAUGCUUAUUCAAAUUUAGUUGAAUUAUUAUUCCCAUUCCAUUUACGUUUAUCAAUUCAUGCUCAUACUAAUGCAGGUCCAAAAUAUGGUAUUAGAUUGAUCAAUACAAAUGAAUGUAAAAUUAUCAAAAGUUUAGAUUCAAGUGAUGAACCAAGUUUUGAAGAUUUAUUACAUAUUCCAACACCAUGGCAUAAUAGUAUUGUUAAAGUUGAAGGUCAUCGUUAUAUAUAUUUAACUAAAUCAAGAGUUGUUUUGGAUGCAGUUAAUCAAGGUAUAUAUACAAGUGAAUGGAAUAAAGGUGAUUUUGAAGCUGGUAUUGGUGGUCAUUUCUAUUUGAAAUGUGCUCAAAAAGCUAAAGAAGAAUAA
Molecule: messenger RNA, 1575 nt
Organism: Hansenula ciferrii
Lineage: Eukaryota; Fungi; Ascomycota; Saccharomycetes; Phaffomycetales; Wickerhamomycetaceae
Gene: DIT1
Product: Dit1p
Exons: 1
Coding region: 1-1575 (524 amino acids)
Source: RefSeq, a predicted model, not a curated record